This is a messenger RNA of Knipowitschia caucasica, 879 nucleotides long. Lineage: Eukaryota; Metazoa; Chordata; Actinopteri; Gobiiformes; Gobiidae. The record is from the annotation of a GenBank genome assembly.
AUGAACACCAAGGCCACCACACCCCCGCCCCGACCGCGUGCCAGCAACCCCGACACCAACGGACGGGGCUCGAAACGAACGACCCCAAGCUCUGGCAAGCCAGAUCAGAGGGAAGCCGCAACGGCCCCGAACGCCAUACGAUGCCGCGAUUCGACGCGCGCCCAGGAGCAAGGGGACCAGGCCACGAAACCCCGGCCAUACGCCUGCCGCCACCGCAUCAGGCAGACAAGGCUGAGACGAACAACCCCAAGGCCCGGCGGACCGGGCCGGUGGGGAGGCCGCAACAGCCCCGCUUCCCAACGCUAUCGCAUAACGCACGCCCAGGGCACGCGACACAGGGCACCUCCCACCCCGACCGCGCGCCAGAAACCCAGACACCAACGGACGGGGCUCGAAACGAACGACCCCAAGCUCUGGCAAGCCAGAUCAGAGGGAAGCCGCAACGGCCCCGAACGCCAUACGAUGCCGCGAUUCGACGCGCGCCCAGGAGUAAGGGGACCAGGCCACGAAACCCCGGCCAUACGCCUGCCGCCACCGCAUCAGGCAGACAAGGCUGAGACGAACAACCCCAAGGCCCGGCGGACCGGGCCGGUGGGGAGGCCGCAACAGCCCCGCUUCCCAACGCUAUCGCAUAACGCACGCCCAGGGCACGCGACACAGGGCACCUCCCACCCCGACCGCGCGCCAGAAACCCAGACACCAACGGACGGGGCUCGAAACGAACGACCCCAAGCUCUGGCAAGCCAGAUCAGAGGGAAGCCGCAACGGCCCCGAACGCCAUACGAUGCCGCGAUUCAACGCGCGCCCAGGAGCAAGGGGACCAGGCCACGAAACCCCGGCCAUACGCCUGCCGCCACCGCAUCAGGCAGACAAGGCUGA